CGUUUGCUAGCUUUGAAUAUAAUGUCGCUAGCUAAGCUAGUGCAAAAGAAACAUGUCAAGAGACAAUUCAGAACAACAUAUUUAGCUACGAAGUAAGGUUAUGAUUCAAGAUGUGGCUGGCUCGCCCUAUGGAUGAAAUAUGACACAAUAAUAGCUAACAUUAGCUAAUGCUGAUUACGUUAUGUUAGCGACCUGCAUAUCAUAGGGCUUAUGCUUACUGCUGGAUAUCAUUUCUAAUGGGAGUAAAGGUGUAUCCCAAGCAAGAAUAUAAAAGCAAGGUCGAACCUAGGGCAGAGGAGAGGAAUGAGCAUUCGCUGGGUUUUGGACACAUACACGUUCACUUUGAGCUGGCUUGGUAACCUGUGGCAGACUAAAGCCCAGAGGCUGGUGUGGUCCCGCCUGCCCACCAUUCGCUUCCUGCCUUCCAGGCUCCACGUCAGGAGGCAGCCGGGCCACGCAGCUGGCCGCCUGGGCUGGACGCAGGUCCGGAGCACCAGGAGGAGGGUGGUGUGGCUGGGUCACAGGUUAGGGCUGUGCACCAGCUGCGCCCAUGCCAGCGCCUCGUCUCCGGGCGGGUGGAGCGGUCUGAGCCAUCGCAUGUCGCGGAUCAGGAGCACGCUGGACUCGGUGUCGAAGGCCGUCAGCGGGACGCACAGCGACCUCCUCUCCAGGAUCGCGCGGCUCAAACCCGCCGCCGUCACGGCAGGGAAAGGGGAGGCGGGGCCCGCCCCGGGGGCCAUGGCUGAGGAGGCCCCGCCCAGGGAAGCCCCGACUCCGGUCGUCGCAGAGGAGGGGCCCCGCCCCGGCGAAACGGCCGCCCGGGAGGACGUGAGGCCGCCAGCCCCUCCAGCCCAGCAGGGAGCCGGCGCGGUCGCCACGGUAACCAAGCAAACCUCUGACCUUUUCCACCCCAGCUAUUUCGCGGUGAACUUGGGCGAGACGUACAGCUACCUGGCCCACCACGUGAACGCCUAUUUCGGGAUGGCGGCGAAGACGGACGACAAGAGGCCGGAGGACCGCGGCGACGUCGCCCAACCCCCCGCGCCGGAUGGCGGGAAGCCCGACGACGCCCGCUUCCUCGUCCCCUCGCUCGUUUCCGACAAGGCGGCGCCGGAGUCGGCUCCGCCCCCCGAUCCCGGCUCCGCCCUCCCGGCCCCGCCCACCUCUCCAAAGAAGGGGAUCGGGCAUUACCUGCCCAACCCCGGGCCGAGCAUGCAGGCGUUCGUCGGCAGCUACAUCGCCCCCCUGGUCCCCAAGUUCCGGUCGGACCCGAAGGGCGUCGCCCCGGAGAAGGACAAACCGGCGGCGGCAGCGGAAGAGGCGCCCGCCAAGCAGACAGAGAGCGCCGAGAGCAAGGAGCAGCGGGCUGCCGAAGACCGGGCCAAACGCCUGCUGCAGCAGCGGGAGAAGAUCAUUGCCAGGGUGAGCGUGGACAACCGGACCCGCGCCCUGGUCCAGGCGCUCCACCGCGCGUCCGAUGUCAAGCUCUACAUCAAACGGGUGGAGGACCUCAGCUACCACCUGCUGGAGUUCCCCGAGACCCGCGGAGUGGCCGUAAAGGAGAAGGUGAUCCCCUGCCUGCUGCGCCUCAGGCAGGCGGGUGACCCCGCCCUGCAGGCCGCCGUCCGGGAGGCCCUGGCGCUGGUGGGGUACACCGACCCGGUGAAAGGGCGGGGCAUCCGGGUCCUGUCCAUAGACGGAGGCGGGACCAGGGGACUGGUUGCCCUCCAGACUUUGCGUGAGUUGGAAGACCUGACAGGCAAACCCAUCUACCAGCUGUUUGAUUACAUCUGUGGUGUCAGCACAGGGGCCAUAUUGGCCUUCAUGCUGGGCGUGUUCCAGAUCCCCCUGAACGAGUGCGAGGAGCUGUACAGGAAGCUGGGCUCGGACGUCUUCAAGCAGAACGUCAUCGUGGGCACGGUGAAGAUGGGGUGGAGCCACGCCUUCUACGACAGCGAGGCCUGGGAGAACCUCCUCAAGGAAAGAUUGGGCGCCGACCUCAUGGUCGAAACCGCGAGGAACGCCAGAUGUCCGAAGGUGGCAGCAGUGAGCACCAUCGUGAACCGAGGCACCCCUCUGAAGGCCUACGUGUUCCGGAACUACAACCUGCAGCCGGGGGUGCGCUCCCACUACCUGGGGGGCUGCCAGCACAAGCUGUGGCAGGCCAUCCGAGCCUCGUCCGCGGCCCCCGGGUACUUCCAGGAGUUUGUGCUGGGUAACGACCUGCACCAGGACGGCGGGCUGCUGAUCAAUAACCCGACGGCGCUGGCGGUGCACGAGUGCAAGUGCCUGUGGCCCAACACGCCGCUGCAGUGCGUCGUCUCCCUGGGCACCGGCCGCUUCGAGAGCCACGGCAAGAACAGCACCGCCUACACCAGCCUGAAGACCAAGCUCACCAACGUCAUCAGCAGCGCCACCGACACCGAGGAGGUGCACUCCAUGCUGGACGCCCUCCUGCCCCCGGACUCCUACUUCCGCUUCAACCCGUUCCUGAGCGAGGACAUUGCGCUGGACGAGAGCCGGCGGGAGCGGCUCAACCUGCUGCAGGCGCAGGGGGCGCAGUACCUGCAGCGCAACGAGGAGAAGCUGCGCCGGGCCGCCGCCGCACUGCUGCAGGAGAAGAGCGCCCUGCAGAGACUCGCCGAGUGGCUGCGGCUCAAGGCCCACAUGUACGACGGCCUGCCCUUCUCCAAGCUGUAGCCCCGCCCACCGGCCCCGCCUCCAUCCCCGCCCACCUCCUCCUCCUCUACCCGCCUGC
Messenger RNA from Anguilla anguilla (European eel), 2758 nucleotides. It is a transcript of the gene pnpla8, whose product is annotated as patatin-like phospholipase domain containing 8. The transcript has 10 exons. Gene Ontology annotation, cellular component: membrane. Bases 304 to 2700 code for a protein of 798 amino acids. Gene Ontology annotation, biological process: arachidonate metabolic process. The record is from RefSeq and is a predicted model, not a curated record. Lineage: Eukaryota; Metazoa; Chordata; Actinopteri; Anguilliformes; Anguillidae.